AUGGAGCCCUGGCAAUCGUGGGCAGUCGCCCUCAUUGGUGCCGCCGCCGUCUACUACUACUACUUCCAGCACGGCAAGCCCGUCGCCAACAGAACUCGCUCCGCAUCAGUCUCGGACUUUGUCGCUCCUCAACCUAAGGUCGCUCGCCGACGAGACUCGACCAAGCCGAAGCCCAAGUCCGAAGUCACCAAGGCCACCGGCGUCACUCUUCCUGAGCUGAGCGUCCAGAGCGGUGACGACAGCACCACCAAGGUCUCGGAUGGCUCCAAGAAGCGCAAGGAUGGCAAGAAGCAGGCCGCCGCACCCGCUCCCUCUCUCACACCUGCUCCCCCAGCCAAGCGCCAGGAAGUUGACGACGAUGUUGCUCAAGAGGAGGAUAACAAGGCCUGGGCUCAACAGCUCGCCAGCCUCAAGAAGGGCACCAGCCUUGCCCCUCCUUCUCGCACCGACUCGCGCAACAGAACAGUGAAGCAGUCUUCCAAGACCUUCUCUUCUGCUUCUUCCAACGCUGCCGAUGCUGAUGACGACCUCACCCCUUCCAUGUCUCCCUCUUUGGCCGCUGGUGAUGUUUCAGACAUGCUAGAGCCUGCCGCUGACGGCCCAUCUGUCCUCCGUCUUACCGGAUCCACCAAGGCCAAGGCCAACCAGCCUCGCCAAACACAAGCAGAGGAGCAGGAGACGAAGAAGCAGAGACAGAACCGUAAGAAGGUCGAGGAGCGUAGACUCCAGAGAGAGGCCGAAGAGAAGGAACGUCAGACUCUGCUCGAAACCCAACGCCGUACUGCCCGCGAAGCUCGUGGAGAGCCCGCAAAGAACGGCAUUCCCGUUUCCAAGCCUCCAACCAGCAGCGCAUGGGCUGCCGAUGUUGCCAACCGUGUCACCCAGGCUCCUACCGUGGCCGUCUCCAACGAGAGCGCUCCCCUGCUCGACACUUUCGAGUCCAGCAAUGGAGCUUCCGAGGAGGACCAGCUGAGACUGGCCAAGCAAAUCAGCCAAGAUGACUCGGGUUGGAACACUGUGCCCAAGGGCAAGAAGCAGCAGAAGAAGAAGGCUCCCAUUGUCGGAUCCGAAGACUCAAACACCAGUGAUGCCGGCUCCGUGGUCAACGCACCAAUCGAGAAGGUCGCACCCUUGCCCAAGGUCACCGCACCUGCACCCAAGCCUGUGGCCGCUUCCAACGGAUUCUCGUCCCUCUACGACUCUGGCUAUGAUGCAGGCAGCCACCCUGAUGAUUCUCAGUGGGCUGCUUGA
Messenger RNA from Aureobasidium uvarum, 1251 nucleotides. Lineage: Eukaryota; Fungi; Ascomycota; Dothideomycetes; Dothideales; Saccotheciaceae. The record is from the annotation of a GenBank genome assembly.